This is a messenger RNA of Pseudopipra pipra, 3389 nucleotides long. RefSeq names its product abhydrolase domain containing 3, phospholipase (gene ABHD3). Gene Ontology annotation, biological process: medium-chain fatty acid biosynthetic process; medium-chain fatty acid catabolic process; phosphatidylcholine metabolic process. Bases 174 to 1241 code for a protein of 355 amino acids. The record is from RefSeq and is a predicted model, not a curated record. Gene Ontology annotation, molecular function: A2-type glycerophospholipase activity; monoacylglycerol lipase activity; acetylesterase activity. Lineage: Eukaryota; Metazoa; Chordata; Aves; Passeriformes; Pipridae. The transcript is spliced from 9 exons.
CAGCACGGAGAGGUCCGCGGGCAGCGGCAGCGGGAGGCAGGCGGCAGCUCCUCCUUCUCCUCCUCUUCCUUCUCCUCCCUCGGCCGUGGGGUGGGUUCGGCCGCGGCAGCCGGUGUGCGCUACCCUGCCGUGCUGCGCCGUGCCGUGCCGUGCCGCGCCGCCCCCCGUGUGCGAUGGACUGGAAGGUGCUGACCAGGGAGCUCUCCCUCUACCUGGAGAGCCAGGUCCGCGUGGGGCUCUUCGGCUCUGGCGUGGGCUUGUCCCUGGUGCUGGGCUUCGGCGUCGCCUACGCCUGCUACUACCUCAACAGCAUCGCCAAGAAACCCCAGCUGGUGGCCAGCAAUGACCGCUUCUGCCGCUUUCUUGAGGAAUAUUGCCCUGUUGUGACAGAAACUUACUAUCCCACGAUCUGGUGCUGGGAAGGUCGGGUACAGACACUCCUUCGCCCCUUUAUCACAUCUAGACCCCAAGUACAGUACAGGAAUGAGCUCAUUAAAACAGCAGAUGGAGGACAGAUUUCAUUGGAUUGGUUUGAUAAUAAUGACAGCUUAUAUUAUCCGGAUGCCAGCACAAGACCCACCGUCCUGUUAUUGCCUGGCCUGACAGGAACGAGCAAGGAAUCCUACAUUCUUCAUAUGAUCCAUCAAAGCGAAACGCUGGGAUAUAGAUGCGUGGUUUUUAACAACCGGGGAAUUGCUGGUGAGGAUCUUUUGACACCAAGGACUUACUGUGCAGCUAACACAGAGGAUUUAGAGGCCGUUAUUCAUCAUGUACACAGCUUGCACCCCUCGGCUCCGUUCAUGGCAGCAGGUGUUUCUAUGGGAGGCAUGCUUCUUUUAAAUUACCUGGGCAAAACUGGCAGAGACACUCCUUUAAUGGCAGCUGCAAUUUUCUCUGCGGGUUGGAAUGUUUUUGAAUCUGUAGAAUCUCUGGAGAAGCCACUAAACUGGCUUCUUUUCAACUAUUACUUGACCACUUGUCUACAGUCCUCUAUCAGCAGGCAUCGACAAAUGUUGGAGAAAUUAUUUGAUAUGGAUCUUGUGAUGAAGGCUAGAACUGUUAGAGAAUUUGAUAAGCAGUUCACUUCAGUCAUGUUUGGCUACCGUUCAAUUGAUGAUUACUAUGAAGAUGCUAGUCCAUGUCGCAAGCUGAAGUCAGUAGGAAUUCCAGUGUUAUGUCUAAACUCUGUGGAUGAUGUUUUCUCACCAGGUCAUGUUGCAAGUUCUCUUACAAGCUUGUAAUGGCCUGGAAAUAAGAAUGGAUGGGUGACCCUAAAAUCUAUGUGCAGAUAUAAAAUCUGACUAGUGACUCUGAAGAUAAUAUUUUAUGGGUCUUAUGACCCUGGGGAUGACUUUCCCCAUCAUACUGCAAGGUGGGUGAUCUGCUGUGCCUUGUUUCUUUCAUGAAGUAUCUGAGAGAGGGAACAAUGGCUUCACCUCUAUGCUUAGCUCGAGCUUAGUUUGUGGUUUGUGUCCUGCAGUGAAAUAGUAACUGUGGCAGGAGUAAGCUACCUAGUUAGCAUGGUAGCAACAGCAGUGAACCAGACAGUGUGCCUCUGUCCCUUUUCCAGCCUAUUAUCACUGAGACUGGGACAUUUGUUAGCUAGAUAAAAGCUAGUACAGAUACUCCAUCCCCUUUUAAUUUUAGAAUACAACCUCCAUCCAGCUCUCAAGAGCCAAGUAUUGAUCCAAUCCCAUGAAGCUCAAUCUGAACAUUAGAAAACACUUUUUUUUACUGUGAGAGUGGUCAAAUAGAGAGGCAUAGAGAGGUUGUGGGAUCUCCAUCUAUGGAGAUAGUCAAAACCUCACUGGACACAGCCCUGGGAAACCUGCUCUAGGUAACCCUGCUUGAGCAGGGGUGUUGGACUAGAUGUCCUCAAAGAAGUCUCCUACAGCCUCAAAAGUUCUGCAACUGUGUAGUUUGACUAGUCAAAAGAUGAGUGCCCUAAAAUACAGCUGUAGCAGAUCUUUCCACCCUUGAAGCUGUUUUUAAAAGUAACACAACUCUUGGUGAACAGUGGGAUGGUUGCUCAUGUAAGAUUAGUAUCAAACCUAUUAUGAGAAUGCCUUAGAAGUCUUGCAGUGUAGAGGGAGGUAAGGUAGAGCACCUGCACUUCUGAAACAAGAAGUGUUAGAAUCUGUUCUAAUGACUGUCCAUCUUCUCCUAAACUCUGACCCUAAGCAGCCUUUCUCCCUGAAAAUAUUUGUGUUGUUAACCAUUCAUAUGUUCCUUGUUCACAGAGUUAAUGCUGUUAGCCAUAACCCUUUGUCCUUGUGGUGACUAGUUUCCCUUAGAAAGGGCCACCAGGGCAAUGUUGAUUUACAGCUAAUAGUACUCUAUGCGUCUAUCUUGGGUCCUUUUUCAUUUGUGCUGGGCACCCUCAAUGUGAAUCCAUGUACUGGCAGGAGACACAGAGCACCCUGAUUAGCAGCCUAGGGUUUAUGUCUGCUGCCAUUAGUUACUGGAGUUUGUUCAUCUUGACACUUCUGUGAGCUGUUUUAUGUUAGCAAACAUAAAGGGCUGGUGUUACUCUUGGAAGAGACUUUAUUCUGGCAGUGGGCUUGGUUUUUUCUGACUUAAAAAUGUGUGGAAACAUGUAAGCCUUUCACAAUCAGAGGCAAUUUCCACUCACAACUGCAUAAUGGACUCAAAGCCACAAAAUUCAUUCUCAUCCAGACCCCAGCCUUUUACUGACUUUGGCAACUGGUUAUUUCAUUCCUCAUCUCUCCCAGUAAUACCUACCAGCUUUUAAGCUACCUUCCACCUCUGUUGUAGAUAGCUGUAGUUUCCAAGAGCUGGGAAACAGGCCUAGAAAACUCAUCAGGGAGAAAGCCGUGCCAGAAUUCCUUUGUGUUUAAAUAGUCUCCAUAAAGCCAGACACAUCUAUCUUCCUGUAACAGAGCUUGAGGGAUACAAAACCAAGUCACUACACAAUGUGGACCUGAAGUUCCCUUAAAAAGUGCAGAGGCUGCCUCUGUUGCUUCUUACAACCUGAUCAUUUCUUCUUGUGUACAUUUUGGUACGCUUCGUACUUCCCAGCAGUUAUUUUUAAAUAUAUUGUGAAAAUGUACCAUUCGAUCUCAAUCCAGUAUUAGGAAGAAACAAUUAAUUUGCAUUAAUUAAUAAACAUUAAUUUCCUUAAUGUUGCUGUUUAAAAGUUCAUAGAGCUUGGCAGCUGAUGUAUCUGUAGUUUUAAUUCUGGAAUGCAGUUCUCAUAUUGCAUAAUACUAACUAAUAAAAACAAAUGCCUUCUUCAUUGCAUGACACUUUUCUCACCAUAACUAAUUUAAACAAGUCAUUGUUGCAGGAAAUAUGUAAUAAAACCAAGUCAAGACCUUUUAUUUUGUAAAUGUGAAAAAUAAAUCAGGAAGGUGGAACAAUAGCAUUCA